GUGGGAGCUCUUCUCUUUAAAGUUUAAUGAAUCGACAGCAGCAAAAACGUCGCUUGAUGAGAUCUACCGCAGAUGGCUUAAAGAUGCAAAGGAAACUAGAGCGAGUCCUGUGAAGAACCCUGGCCAGUCGGAAAGCUCUGGGGAAGAUGAGGAGACGCCCCCUCCCUCGGCCUCCCAGACGUCCUUGAAUCUCAGCGCUGUGAAUCCCCGGGUAACCCAGCCUGUGUUGAAGUCCCCCGUGGCUAAGAAACCAGGAGCUUCAGACACAGAAAGCACAGAUGACUCGGACGUCAUAGAAAACACUCCUCAACCCCUGAAAAUUUUGUCAACGCCUAAAGUCAACUCUGUGUCAGCUACUGGCAAAGCAAGUAAAAUGGUUCGUUCAGAAAAACCAAAAAAGAAAACAGCCCAUGAUGGUGACUCAGACAGUGAAUGUGACAUCCAGCCCUCGCAGGUACCCUUCUUCACCCCAACACGUACUGGCAGAAAGAAUCCUGUAGCUACAGACAAAGACGCUGUCAGUACAGAUUCCUCAGAUGGUGAGGAAACGGGUUUGUCAAAGCAAGUCCGAGCCAAGCGGUCACCAGGAAAGAGCAUCUUAGCCAAAGGAGCCACCGUUAGAUCUAAUCAGGCUCUGCACAGCAAGACCGCAGACACUAAUCAGGUCACAGCUCCAGAGAAAACAGGCUCAAGCACUGACAGCGACAGCACCAGUGACUCAGACAGCAGCAAAAAAGCUCCAGCAAAGGGGAUCCCAGUAAAGACUGGUCUGUCUGUGUCUGCAAAGACCAUGCCUGCACCUAAGACUUCUGCUACAGGAAAAAAAGCUGAGAGCUCCGAUGAUUCGGACAGUGAAGAAGAGGCUCCAGUGAAGGCUGUUUUGGCAAAGGGAGCUCCAUCUAAACUAAACCUUGCCAAACCUAGCCAGGGUACCCCUACUAAGGCUGCAACUACUACGAAAUCCUUAUCUGCUACAAAGAAAGAUGCUAGCUCAGACACUGGAAGCUCAGAGGACUCAGACAGUGAAGAAGAGGCUCCAGUGAAGGCUGUUUUGGCAAAGGGAGCUCCAUCCAAGCCAAGCCAACCCAAACCGAUUAUCACAACCGCUACACCUAAGGCUGCAUCUACAGGAAAGAAAGCAGAGAGCUCAGACUCUGAGAGCUCGGAUGACUCGGGUAGUGAUGAGGACGCUUUUGAUAGCAUAGUCAUAGCUAAAGCACCCCCAGCUAAGGCAAGUCAGCCUGUACUCGGCAAACCCUUAGCAACACAGAAGGGUAAAGUGACAGGAAAGAAGGCAGAGAGCUCAGACACCGAGAGCUCCGAUGAUUCGGACAGUGAGGAGGAAGCGGUGGCAAAGACUGUGUUAUCAAAGGCAGCCCCCGUCAACCCUGCCAAGUCAAGCCUGAUGAGCCCUACCAAAGCCACACCUACGCUGAAAACCCCUGCUGUAGGGAAGAAAGAUGUUGUGUCAGACAGUGGAAGCUCUGAGGACUCAGACAGUGAAGAAGAGGCUCCAGUGGCAAAGGGAGCUCCAUCUAAACCAAGCCAACCCAAACUUAACACAACUGCUAUACCGAAGGCUGCAUCUAUAGGAAAGAAAGCAGAGAGCUCAGACAGUGGAAGCUCUGAUGAUUCUGAUAGUGAAGAAGAGGCUCCAGUGAAGACUGCUUUGGCCAAGGGAACUCCGUCUAAACCGAACAUUACCAAACCUAGCAAGGGUGCCCCUGCUAAGGCUGCAAUUACUGCGAAGUCCUCAUCUGCUACAAAGAAUAAUAUACACUCCGAUAGUAAAGAAGAGGCUCCAGUGAAGACUGCUUUGGCCAAGGGAGCUCCAUCUAAACCAAACCUUGCCAAACCUAGCCAGGGUACCCCGACUAAGGCUGCAACUACUACCAAGUCCUCCUCUGCUACAAAAAAACAUGCUAGCUCAGACAGUGAAAGCUCAGACGACUCGGAUAGUGAAGAAGAGGCUCCAGUGAAGACUGUUUCGGCAAAGGGAACAUUGCCCAAACUGAUAAAUGCAACCGCUACACCUAAGGCUGCAUGCACACUUGGUGUAGCAACGCUAGACAGCUCUUCUAGUGAGAGCUCCGAUGAAACAGACAGUGAAGAGAAGACUCCAACUAAGAAAGUUGUGACAGCUCAGCCAAAGGCAGUACAGGUCACAGCGAAGGCUGCAGCCAAGGUGGCGGAGCCCGCAAAGGGGCAAGACAUGGGCAACGGCUGUGCGGCAGGGCAGAAGGCGCCAGCUGCAGCGGCACAUGUGGACGCAGACGACAGCAGCUCCAGCAGCUCCAGCGAGGAGGAAGAAACAUCCCAGUCUCUUCUAGCUCCUAAACCAUCCCCUAAAAAGUCCUCCGCUGUGAGUAAAAAGACUCCAGCAGAAAAAGGGAAGAGGCAAAAAGACUCCGUUCCAUCUGGGAGCAAGACCACCACAAACGUGACCCCUGCCUCCCCAUGGACGGUUACAAAAACGACCCCCGUCGUUCCUCCCGCUAGCGAACUGGACUCUGAUGUCACAGACAUUGAGCGUGACCCCAGGCCAUCGGCAUCCAAAGUUGUUGCUGCUACACCCAAAGGAAAGAGGGGAGUUAAGAGUGGUGAUCAGGCUGCAGACUCACCGCUGGCUAAAGCGUCUCCCACUAAGAAGAAACCCCCAGCCGUUGGUUCCAGCAGUGAAACCCCAACCCCACUGGCGAAGCCGAAGAGGGGCAAAGACAAAAGCGAACACGAUGCUCCCAAACCCAAGAAGAGCAAAACAGAUUCUCCAGAGCCCAGCAAAGUCGUGGUGCCACCUCCUAUCCCGGCAGCAGGGGGCGACUCUGAGUCCGAUUCGGACAGCAGUCUGGAUGUAGAGAAGUGGAAAAGGCUGGUACUGCAUUUGACAGAUUCUGACAUUGCAAAGAUGGAUGCCAUUGCUUCGGUGGCCCUUGGCUCUUCCACCAUCUCCGUGCCGGGGAAAAACACAAAGACAGUGUCUAAGACAAAGGAAAAGGAGAAGAAUGGAAAGGCCAAAGCUGGCGAUAAGCAGAGCCAUGGCACAGCCAGCGGGACUAAGAAAGCGUCCCCCGACACAUCGGCCCAGUUGGCACAGUCCGUCAAGGACGACCAAUCGGCAGAGGCAAAGGCCAAGCCUGCAAAGAGGCCACUCUUCACCGCCACUGGUGCUCAGUACGGCCACAAGACGCCCGAGAAGAAGCAGAAGUUAGACAAAGAUGGCACAAAACAGACGAGCGCAGAAAAGAGAAAAGAUGUAAAGGAGAAGAAAAAUAAGCACCAGAAGGAGGUGGCUAAAGGGAAAGAGAGAACAGCGGAUGUCAAUCUGCCCGCAGCUGCGGCGAAGCUUCCGGAAGACAAGGCUGCAAAAAAAAAUAAAUUAAAGGUUGGAAAGGAGAAAAAUCUCACCAGUACACCUUCGAAAACUCUCCAAAAUGAUUCUCCGCUUUCGGACUCCGGCCAAAAAAAGAAGAAGAAGUCAUCUAAGAAUAAAUAACUCAGGGCCAUUUCGGUGGUUCUCGUCGCCACACACGAAGAUACACACACAACUGGCAGCCUAUACAGAAGAUGGCCUCAUUCACAUGGCCAGAUAUUUUUUUUUACUGAUUUUUUUUUUUUUUUACUUUGUACGUCUUAUAGAUUCUGUCUGUUGUCUUUUAAUCAUAAGUAAUGUGGAUACUUGGUCGUAAAUCCAUCUUCAGUGUUUCAUAUGUCUUAUUGUCCUGGAAAAUGGUUGGUAGAAAAGAACCUGAAAUUACCUCUAAGUGUGUUCACACGCUGCUUCUGCAGACUGUUGAAACUAAAAACGGUACAUUUCAUUCUGAAUUACUGCAGUGUUAGUUUUUUCCAUUUCCUCCUGUACCUACCUGCAUAUCUUUACUGAAGCAAGAGUUUCUCUGCAUCAUGUAUGAAAAGUGUUAAAAGGCCAGCGAGGUUAAAUGGAUCUUAUUAAUAAAUUACUUAGAAAUAAAUGCAUCCGAAUUUUUCAGGUUCCAGGCUCACAAACUGAUUUUAACAUAAACUUAUGUAAGUAUAUUCGGUAUAUGAUUCCUGUUCUCUUCUUGACUGGAAUAGCAAUUUUAAUAAAUAUUUUUUCACAUUUAAAA
This is a messenger RNA of Paramormyrops kingsleyae, 4103 nucleotides long. Lineage: Eukaryota; Metazoa; Chordata; Actinopteri; Osteoglossiformes; Mormyridae. The record is from RefSeq and is a predicted model, not a curated record.